This is a messenger RNA of Cannabis sativa, 5424 nucleotides long. RefSeq lists its product as uncharacterized. The coding region runs from base 453 to 5282 and encodes 1609 amino acids. The record is from RefSeq and is a predicted model, not a curated record. Gene Ontology annotation, molecular function: ADP binding; ATP hydrolysis activity. NCBI's taxonomy places the organism in Eukaryota, Viridiplantae, Streptophyta, Magnoliopsida, Rosales, Cannabaceae. The transcript is spliced from 6 exons.
CACUUACUCUUCAUAAAACGACAAUCCAACUUCCUCCACAAAAAAAAGUUUGAUUAUUUCAUCCAUAUUCUUCUUUCCAUCUUCAAAUUUAUCUCUUUUCUUUCAUUUUGAUUACUGCACUUGACUUGAGUUUCAACUAUUCUUCUUUCUGUUAAAACCAAAAAAAAAAAAAAUGCAGUGAAGUUGUGUAGUAGCAUUGUUUGUUUCAGCAAUAUCUAAUCUCUAUCUAUAAUUACCAAAGCCAAAGGUACGUACUUUACAUAUAUGCUCUUAUUUCUUUUUAACAAGAGAAUAUUAAUUGUUUAAUAUUUUCCAAUUUUGUUACCUCUUGCUUGCAGAUCCAUCAUUUUCCAAAAAAAAUAAAAAAAUAAAAAAAAGAAUUCUUAGUUUUGGAUUUGGAUUGAGUAAUAACAGAAAGAAAUUAAGAAAGAAGGCAAUUGCGGCUACUUACCAUGGAAAUUGUUGUAUCAAUUGGGGCCAAAAUAUCUGAGUAUACGGUGGCACCACUGGGUCGGCAGUUGGGUUAUCUGUUUUACUACGCAAGAAAUGUAGAGAACCUCAAUACUCAACUCCAACAUUUGAAUGAUGCCCAAAACAGAUUGCAACGCCGUCUUCAGGAUGCCCAAAAUAACUGUCAAGUAAUCGAAGCUGAUGUUACCACAUGGCUGACCACCUUUGGUCAAAUCUCUCGAGAGGCUAACACAUUUCUCAACCAUCCAGACCACGCAAAGGUCGUGUGCUCUUGUGGAUCCCCUCCUCAUUUGAUGAUGCGACACCGUUUAAGCAGGAAAGCAAGGAAGAUGUCGAUCCAAGUACACGAUCUCAAAGAGGAAUGCAAAUUCGAUACCAUUGCAUAUCCCCCUCACCUACACACUCUGUCUACAACAACAGCAACAGCAACAACAACAACAUUAGCAGCAACACUAGCAGCAACAACAACAUCUGCAACAACAGCGACAACAGCAGCAGCAACAACAACACUAGCAGCAACAACAGCAACAAAAGGGUACGAAAGUUUUAAUUCAAGGAGGGUCAUUCUGGAGGGCAUAAUGGCAGCUGUUAGAGAUGGUAAUAGGAAGAGGAUUGGGUUGCAUGGAAUGGGUGGAAUUGGCAAGACUAUGCUUGCCGAAGAAAUUGCCAAAGUAGCUAAGGAAGAGGAGUUGUUCAGUAAAGUGGUUAUCACCACUAUUUCUCAAGCACCAAACGUAAAAGAGAUUCAGCAACAUAUUGCUGAAAUGCUGGAAAUGACAAUUUUCAGCCAAAAUGAAAGCAUUGUCAGGAGAGCAGAGCUGCUUCGAAUGCGAUUGGAAAGAGAUGAAAGCAAGAUUUUGUUAAUCCUCGAUGAUAUUUGGAAGGAACUCAAUCUAGAAGAAAUUGGAAUCCAUGACGGGUGCAAGAUUCUAGUAACCUCUAGAUAUCUGCAUGUUUUACGUAACUCCAUGGGUAUGGCUGAGAGUGAUGUGUUCUUCAUUGGAGCUUUAAAGUCGAGUGAAGCCAUCAACUUGUUUAUGAAAAUCAUUGGAGACACUAAAGUUGAAAAUAAUGCUUAUUACAAUGAUCUGGCACUCAAAAUCGUUGAUGAAUGUGGAGGCCUACCGAUUGCCAUUGCUACAGUGGCACAUGCUUUGAAAUGCAAUAUGGACAGCUUGUUCAUAUGGGAGGAUGCCUUGCAACGACUAAGGACUUCCAACUUUACAGGGAUUGAGGGAAUGCAUGACAAAGUCUACAAGAGUAUUCGGUUGAGUUACGAUUUUCUAGGAAGUCACGAGGAGGAGGCCAAACUAUUGUUAUUGCUUUGUGCUUUACAUAAGGAAGAUGAAGAAAUACAAGUGGAAGACCUAAUCAGAUAUAGCAUGGGUUGGCGCUUGCUUCAAGACAUCUAUACAAUGGAAGAUGCAAGAAACAGGGUGAAUUCGUUGGUUGUUAAAUUGAAAUCUCAUUGUCUGUUGUUGGAUGGUACAAGUACAAGUAAUGAAGUGAAGAUGCACGAUGUCAUUCGAGAUGUUUGCAUAACUAUUGGAAAAGAAGACCAUGGGCAUAGGAUGAUGAGUAACAUUCUUAUGUAUGAAGAUGAAAGACUUAAAGCAUCUAAAGCAAUUUCCUUUCUUGAUUAUGACCAUUUUGAUAAUCUUCCUCCAGAAUUGGAAUGUCCUAGUUUAGAAUUGCUUCUUCUAUCCAGUGGGUCUACUUUUGAAUCUAUUCCAGAUGAAUUUUUUAGGCAAACUGGCCUGCUUAAAGUUUUGAUUAUGAAUCGUACAUGGAUAGGAUCAUUACCUUCGUCUUUUGCUUCUCUUCAAAAUCUCCAAACAUUAUGUCUGCGUGGUUCUUCUCUGGAAGACAUAGCAGUGAUUGGUGAGUUAAAGAAUUUAAAAGCUCUUGAUCUGUCCAAGUCUGAUUUCAUUAUGCGACUGCCAAAAGAAAUAGGAGCAUUACAGCGUUUGCAAGUGCUAGAUCUACGAGGAUGUAGAAAUUUAAGAGUCAUUAAGGCAAAUGUCAUUUCAAAUUUGACACAGAUGGAAGAGCUCUAUCUUCCUCGUGAAUUUGAAGGAUGGGAUAAGAUUAUUGAUGAAGAAGGGGGAAUAAGAAAUGCAAGUCUUAUUGAGAUAAAGAGUAUGCAACGAUUGACAGCCUUACAUUUAUAUGUACCGCCUGAACAUGUUUUGCCUGAGGGUUUGUUUUCUGAAAAAUUGGAGAGAUACCAAAUAUGUAUUGGAGUUGAAUAUUCUUCUUUUUCAAGCAAGUGGUUGAUGAGAAGGUCCGAAUAUUUGUCAUUAGUGGGCCUAAGCCUCUCUCAAUUGGAACAAGCUGCACGUGAACUGAUAUCGUUGAUGAGAAGGUCCGAAUGUUUGUCAUUAACAGGAUCAAUGUCUGUCAACAGUGUUUCUCCAUCUUUGGUUAAUGAAGGUUUUCCUAGAUUAAAGCAUUUGAGAUUUUCUAAUAAUGAUGGGGUCCAAUGUAUCAAUAAUUCGACCGACGUAGCCUUUCCGUGUUUGGAGUCAAUAACACUUGUCCAUUUAAGAAGCUUGGAAAGCAUAUGUCGUGGCAAUAAACUCCCAAGAGGCUCCUUCAAUCAAUUGAGAAAGGUGGAUGUGAGGUGUUGUGGUAGAUUAAAGAAUUUGUUCCCUUUGAGUGUGGCCAAACUACUUCAUGAGAUUAUAGUACAAGAAUGUGAGAUGAUAGAAGAGAUCGUAGUGAGAGAAGAUGGUGAUGAAGUUGGCCAUAACAUUGAUGAUUAUCACUCUUCUUUGCAAUUACGCUCCUUGCAAUUAUAUAUUUUACCAAAGUUGGUCCAAUUCUAUUGCUCCAACCACAGGGCAGCUGAGGAGUCAGAUCAUUCAAAGCCUUUAUUCAGUGAAACAGUUUCUUUUCCUAACUUGGAGGAUUUAACUAUGAAGAAAAUGGAUAUAGAAAUGUUAUGGCCAGAACAACUUUUGUUAUCAUCAUCAUCAUCAAGUUUUUACAUGCAAAACUUAACAACCUUAAAAGUGGGAAGCUGCCAUAAUUUAAAGUAUCUAUUCUCUUCUUCUGUUGCUCAAAAGUUUGUAAACUUAAAGAGUAUACAAGUCAGAGAUUGUAACGCGAUGAAAGACAUAAUAAGAGUAGUAGAUCAACCUGGAGAAAAAGAAAGUACUUAUCAUGAUCAGAUAGACAGGAUUGAUUUGCUUUCUAAAUUAGAAUUUGUUCAGCUUGUUGGUCUUUCAUCCCUCCAAAGAUUUUGUAGUGCGACAGAUUUAUCACCGUGUGUGGUAUUUCCACUCCUAUCAAAGCUAGACAUAAAAUACUGUUCAACAAUGAAUAAGGCACAAGCAAGAGCAGUAUCAACACAAGGACCUUUCUUCAAUAAAAAGACUUCAUUUCCCAACUUAAAAGAGUUGAUUGUUACGUAUUGUAACAAUUUGAAGUCUCUGUUAUCAUCUGCCAUGGCUCGAAAUCUUGUACAACUUGAGAGAUUAAGUGUAAAUGAAUGUGAGAAGAUGGAAGCGGUAAUAGUAAGUGAUCAUGAUGAGGAAUACAUAUCAUCAUCAGGUGGCAGCAAUAUUAAUGCAAUAAUACCAUUUCAAAAAUUUGACUCUCUUGAGCUUAAUGAUCUUCCAAACCUUAUAAGAUUUUGUGAAUUAGGAGAUUAUUGCAUUGAAUGUCCAUUGUUGUCUCAACUGAUUAUAGAAGGUUGUCCUAAACUGAAGGAAUUAUUUAUGGGUGAUAAAAGGACAUCAUCAUCAUCUAUUAUUACUACUACUAAUAAUAAUAUUAUUGGCGAAAAGAAAGAUAGGAUGAUGUCCGCUCCAAAUAAACAAAGUCUCUUCAAGCACAAUAAUAAGGUAAUUUUUCCCAUGAUAAAGGUAUUGAGAAGUGAUUGGAGUGAAGUAAUUAAGGAGAUAUUUGAGAUGAGUAGUAAUUCAAUAGUAUUGUUUCCCAACCUUGAUACACUUCACUUGACCUGCACAUCUCCUGAUGAAGUAAUUGGUGUACCAAAUUUGAAGUUAUUCCUUGACAAAUAUCACACAAUUCGUACACUGACAUUGAGGGGCUCCUUUGUGAAUUUAAGUAAUAAUGGUGAUGGUGAAGUGAUCAACAACACUACUACUACUCAUCUUACAUCUACAUCUGCACCUUCUUCUUCUUCUUCUUCUUUGGAGCAACUAUACAUUGAUGGUGCUGAUGAUAUGGUUGAUCAUGUGUUUGGGGUGGAACCAUCAUCACAUAAUAAUACUAUUAUUCUCUUAUUUCCAAAUUUAAGAAGAGUAGAUGUUUGGGGAUGUAGUAGAUUACAGAGCUUUGCACCCUCCUUUAUGUUUUUCCACAACUUGGAAGCUCUGAUAGUAUCAGGAUGUCAUGGGCUGAGGUAUUUAUUGUCUUCCUCAACAGCAACCACUCUUGUACGAUUGCAACGAAUGGAAAUAAGUUAUUGUAAUGAAAUAAAGGAGAUUAUUAUUAAUCAUAAUAGUAAUGAAGAAGAGGAAGAAGAAAAAGACUCCCUAAUUGUUUUCCAGAAUUUGAAGCAACUAGAACUUCAGAAUUUGCCCAGUCUCCAAAGCUUUUUCUACUCAGGAAAUAAAGUUACCAUGAGUAUCCCAAAUUUAGAACAAUUAUCGAUCUGGAGGUGUCCUGAGAUGAGGAGGUUUUCAAAUGGGAUCGUAGACCCCUCUGCAUCAUUAUCAAUUGAGGUUGAUGGAAAAAGAAUUCACGUGGAAAGAGAUGAUGUUAAUGCAACCUUGGUAAAACUUUUCAGGGAAGAUAACAAUAAAAAUAAUAAUUCCGAUUUGGGAUUGCGACAACAAUAAUUGGCUCAUUAAAAGGUAACUUCAUUCAUUUAUUUAUUUUUUAACCUUUUUCUGUUCUUAAUCUUCUAAGGAAUAUUAUUAAUAUAUAUGUCAUUAAUUUGUUUAAUAUUAUUAAUAUAUAUGCUCGAUCAUAAAAGGGUAA